Molecule: messenger RNA, 1584 nt
Organism: Prunus armeniaca (apricot)
Lineage: Eukaryota; Viridiplantae; Streptophyta; Magnoliopsida; Rosales; Rosaceae
Source: the annotation of a GenBank genome assembly
AUGGGCAAUUGUUGCAGAUCUCCGGCCGCCGUCGCCAGGGAGGACGUGAAAUCGAACUUUUCCGGCCACGAUCACGGCCGGAGGGACUCCAGCGCCGGGAAGAAGGCUCCGACGACAGUGUUGACCGGCGUGCCCAAGGAGAACAUCGAGGAGAAGUACUUGGUGGAUCGAGAGCUCGGCCGCGGCGAGUUCGGCGUCACGUACCUCUGUAUCGACCGCCACAGUCGUGAGCUCUUGGCCUGCAAGAGCAUUUCGAAGCGGAAGCUCAGGACUGCAGUGGACAUCGAGGAUGUGAGGCGCGAAGUGGCGAUUAUGAAGCAUUUGCCGAAGAAUUCGAGCAUCGUGAGCUUGAAGGAGGCUUGUGAGGAUGAAAAUGCCGUGCAUUUGGUGAUGGAGUUGUGCGAGGGCGGUGAGCUCUUCGAUCGGAUUGUGGCGAGGGGGCAUUAUACGGAGCGAGCUGCUGCGGCGGUCACCAGGACCAUUGUUGAGGUCGUGCAGCUCUGUCACAAGCAUGGAGUGAUUCAUAGGGACUUGAAGCCCGAGAACUUCUUGUUCGCGAACAAGAAGGAGAAUUCGCCUCUCAAGGCCAUUGAUUUCGGCCUGUCUAUAUUCUUCAAGCCAGGUGAGAGAUUCUCAGAAAUUGUUGGAAGUCCAUACUACAUGGCUCCUGAGGUUCUCAAGCGGAAUUAUGGGCCAGAAAUAGAUAUAUGGAGUGCAGGAGUUAUACUCUAUAUUUUAUUGUGUGGGGUUCCCCCUUUUUGGGCGGAGUCUGAACAAGGGGUUGCACAGGCCAUUCUUCGUGGACUGAUAGAUUUCAAACGUGAUCCAUGGCCCAAUAUUUCGGAGGGUGCCAAGAGUUUAGUUAGGCAAAUGUUGGAGCCAGACCCAAAGCUACGAUUGACUGCAAAGCAAGUGCUUGAGCAUCCUUGGCUCCAAAAUGCUAAGAAAGCUCCAAACAUUCCCCUUGGAGAUGUUGUCAAGUCAAGGCUUAAGCAGUUUUCAAUGAUGAACAGAUUCAAAAGAAAAGCCCUGAGGGUUAUUGCGGAUUUCUUUUCCAUUGAUGAAGUUGAAGACAUUAAGGAGAUGUUUAAGAAGAUAGACACUGAUAAUGAUGGCAUUGUUUCAAUUGAAGAGUUAAAAUCUGGACUUCGAAAUUUUGGAUCCCAACUUGCCGAGUCUGAAGUUCAAUUGCUUAUUGAAGCUGUUGAUACUAAUGGGAAGGGAACCCUGGACUAUGGAGAAUUUAUUGCUGUUUCCCUCCACCUACAGAGAAUGGCCAACGAUGAACAUCUUCACAAGGCAUUUUCCUACUUUGACAAAAAUAGCAAUGGCUACAUUGAGCCAGAUGAGCUCCGCGAUGCACUGAUGGAAGAUGGGGCAGAUGAUUGUACAGAUGUAGCAAAUGACAUCUUUCAAGAAGUGGACACAGACAAGGAUGGGCUUAUCAGCUAUGACGAAUUUGUUGCCAUGAUGAAAACUGGGACAGACUGGAGAAAGGCUUCUCGACAUUACUCAAGAGGGAGAUUCAACAGUCUAAGCAUAAAACUGAUGAAGGAUGGGUCCAUAAAUUUGGGGAAUGAGUGA